Molecule: messenger RNA, 2973 nt
Organism: Colletotrichum higginsianum IMI 349063
Lineage: Eukaryota; Fungi; Ascomycota; Sordariomycetes; Glomerellales; Glomerellaceae
Product: Ankyrin unc44
Exons: 7
Coding region: 1-2973 (990 amino acids)
Source: RefSeq, a predicted model, not a curated record
AUGUCAGGGUUCGAGGUGCUUGGCGCGACCGCCGCCAUCGCGCAGCUCUCCGAGCUCUGCAUCAAAUGCGGCCAGACGACGGUCCGAAUCAUUUGCUCUUACCGCGGCGCGCCCAAGGAGAUCAUCGAGCUGGCUCAGAAGGUGGACCGUCUCAAGUUCCGCAUCGGACAGGUCCAGAAGAUUGGCGACGACCUCUCGGAUCUGGACCUGGACGACGUUUUCCCCGAGAUCCACAGGGUGAUCCUGCUCGAACAGCUGGAGACGCAUCACAAGGCCCUGUUGGAAAUCGAGGGCUUGGCCACCGGCGUUGGCGGCCAGACGAGGGGUAAGAAGCUGCAGUGGGCUUUUGUCGACAAGAGGAAGACCACUCGGAUCAUGCAAGAUCUGGCAGACAUCAAUCAGACUCUUGACCAAUUCCUCGAGAUUAUCCCAAUGUCAGUUGCCAGCCAACAACCUCGUGAUCCCAUGGUUGUCUUGCUGACUGCUCCCAGACGUCUUGCCACCAUCCAACACAACUCCCUCGCGGCCCUGCGAGUCUCCAACGCAGCAAUGCUCCCGGCUCUGAUUGAGCAGAUGAAGGAGAUACAAUCUUCGAUUCAAUCGGCCAGCGACGAUCAGUUUCUUUACUGGAAAGAAACACAGACCAAAAUCAUGCGCUGUCGUGACCCGGCGACUGCACCCGCUCGGAUUACACCCGUCCUAGACCGUCCAGAGUCCUCAACUAAAGACAGCAGUGCCCACACGAACCGAACGACCAACCGUCCUCCUCCUCCUUCUUCUCCACAAGUGACAACGAAGGAGAACAGCAGGGGGCUCAAGUCAGGCCAUGAAUUCGUUGACACAGUCAUUGAAUUCCACAAUUUCGGAAUGAGCCAGCCAAGCCAGCAUGCUCAAUGGGACUUCGGAUGUUCUUCUGGCACAGGAAGGGUGACGCAAAACCCCAGGUAUAGCGGUCGCGUUGCUGUCAAGACUACGGCGUCUUUCCGGGAGGUCCGCUCUUCGUUGAGAGUGCGUUUCUUCUUGUUCAACGAGAGAGUUUUACGAUUCGAACUGGGUGUUCGGCAGUUGACUCGAGCUUGGACAAGCUUUUCUCUUGUCGGCUCUAGAAUUGACGUGCACAUCGUCACAUACCCCCCAACAUCUAAGCGAUGGAACAUAACAGAAAAGACGAGGUUAAAGAUGAUAAAGUACCUCAUGCAUCAAGGCUGCACUACUCACUGCGCAAAGGGUGGUCGAAUCUGGAGCACGCGUCCUCCCACCAUUAUCCAGGCCUUGCGCCACGGUCACACAGACAUUGUAAGGUUCAUGUUGCAGCAAAACGUGAGCUUCGACACGCCUAAGCUAGCUUACAACCCCACCCAAAACCUUUACUCAGGCUCGCAAGCAAAGUUUCAUGAGCAAAUCAGCCUCCUUCACACCUGCGGAUAUACCGAUUGGGUUCCAUCAACUUUAAUUAUUCGUGGUCGAGACGCACUUUCUGGUGCCAUCGCCGUCGGCAGUGUGUCAGAUAUCAUCUAUGCUGCCGAAGUUCUCAAGCUGGGAGACACUCCGCCGUCCAUCAACUCAGUGUCAGAGAUUGAUGUUGACAUCGCUGUCGCCCUAGAAAAAAGCACCAGCAGCCUCCAUUGGACCGAAGCCAGUGUUGAGAUACUCGACCGGAGAUUGGACGAUACAUCUGUUCAACACUGGAUCCUGUUCAAAGAGUGUACUUCGGGGCAAUCAUCGCUAGGGGACAUAGGCUGGAGGGGAUGGUGGAACUAUCACAACACCGUCUACAAGUUUAGUUGGAUGUUCUCAUCAACAGUGACACUGUUGCAGCACCUUUUGCUCCACGGCGGAUCAUACUGGAACGAGGUGGAAACGGGAUGGGUUAAGAACCCAUACCGCAUCGGCACAGCAGAUGGGUCAGCGAAGACAUGGAGCUACUUUGAUUCGCGGUCUUCUAAUAUUGAGCAUAAGCUUGAUGAAUGGGCUUGUUGCGGGGAACCGAGAAACCAAAGGGUUAUGAUAGACUGGUCGGAUGAUGGAACAAUACGCAAAAGCGCUGGCCGCUGGGCCUCGCGCAUUGAUUCCGCAGAUUCUCGGUUUGUUCUCAAUCCGGCUUUCUCUCCAGGGGAUUCAACCAACAGAACGGUGACAGGCAGCGGACCUGGCACUGCAGACGCGGGGGAUGUUCAAAACCACUACCAGCGGGAAAGCACAUCGACGGAUGGGAUGAAGUCGAAAGGGAAAAGCCAGUGGGAUUCGUCCAUUUUCAAGCAGGUCAUCUCCACUGAAGAAGGGCGUCGACACAUGUCGCGAUUCCCCCUGGUUAAAGCACUCUGCUGCGCCCUACAGCUUGCGGGCUACAGAGCCGAGAUGGACGACGAGGGCGACAUAUGGUUCGAGGAUGAAGAUGGCGACCAAUACUUCGAUGCCGUGGAGCACCCUUCGGAGCACGACAGGCGAGGUCCGCUGGGGGGAACGUGUGAGAUGUGCCGAGACCCCGAGAAGUUCGGUUUGGGAUCGAUUAUCGAGCAGCAUGAGAAUGCGAAAAGUGUUGCCCUCUCUUCCUCCCUCCGUUUCCUCUUUCCGCAUAGUUACCUGGCGCGUCGAGAUGAGACCAUCGCCCAUCUCCUCCAGUAUCAUGUGAACGAUCUCCUUCGGCAAACGCUUCAACUGCUCCGUCUUGGUCCAGAACUCGCGCGCCCACCAAUCAUCCUGAUGCGGCGCGAUGUUGGGUUACACCAGCAUCUGGCCCACGUGCAUGGUGACAGAUCCCACCUCCUGGACGUUGGCGCCUACGAGGGCGAGGCCGAAGAUUUACUUGAUGGCUUCGCUGCUGCCGGGAUUGUCGUCCCCCUCACAGUGAUCUUUCAAAAGUGCUGCCCAGAACACCGGAGGGACACCAGUCCAUUCGCCCUUGAUACGGCCAAUGCUAUUGCCGUUGGAGCGGGAAAUGAUGCUCGGGCAUAUGAUCGAUCGGAAGAUUGA